UCCAGACGUCGCUCGUCGAAUCUUGUCGACCAGAAAAAAACAAACCAUUAUAAAAUAACGUGUGGUCUGUAAGUUGGCGUUGAAAUAAUGGCUGAUACAGCGGGCAGUCCCGGUGCGAGCUGUGUGGACAGACUGACAAGUUACGUGAAGACUCAAAAAGGAAUCAUUCUGGCAGCAGAAAUAUUCAUUAGUUUCAUUGUCAUCAUCUGCUAUGCUGCGUCUUAUACCGGCGGUUACUCCGCUGUGGCCAUCUGCGAGAUGAUCUUUGCCAUGAUCUUCUUUGGCAUCUUCAUGAUGGAUAUGGACAAGCAGAUCCAAAUCAUCAACUGGGUGUGGACUGACUUGAUCCGCGCUGGCAUCGGUGCCAUUCUCUAUGUCAUCGUGUUUCUAACGGGUGUGAUUGGAGGACACAAUGAUGGAGCACGUAUCGCAGGCGCGGUGUUUAGUUUGCUUGCUGCUCUGUUGUUUGCCUACGACACCUACACCAUCUUCCUUCAGAUUAAGAGCACCAGACAGCACACUGCAGCUUCUACUGAUGACAGAGUCUAAACACCAACAUACCUGUAAUCCCUAUUAAGUAAACAGCAGACAGUGGAAACGACGUUUGUGCAGGAGUUAACAGAAGAGUGUGAUCGUGAGCCGCUUUGGAUAAAAGUGUUUACAGACUACAUAGAUAUGUAUUUAAAAAAAAGUGUAGCAGAAACAAGGGUGGACUGUUUAAAAAAAAAAAAAAAAAAAGAGAGAGCAUGUCAGUGUUUGGUGUAAGUAAAAGAUUAGAAUGUCAGUGCAGUGAAGGUGAAUUGGAACGUGAGUGGGAUCUGUAAUGCUUCAGUCCUUUCAGAAACCUUUACUCCAACUUCAAAAUAUCACAGAUUGCUCAGAGUUUGGUCAGACUUU
This is a messenger RNA of Thalassophryne amazonica, 897 nucleotides long. RefSeq names its product proteolipid protein 2 (gene plp2). The transcript is spliced from 5 exons. The coding region runs from base 88 to 549 and encodes 153 amino acids. NCBI's taxonomy places the organism in Eukaryota, Metazoa, Chordata, Actinopteri, Batrachoidiformes, Batrachoididae. The record is from RefSeq and is a predicted model, not a curated record. Gene Ontology annotation, cellular component: membrane.